UCUUGGUUCAUGAGUGCGGUUAAAAGGAGGAAGACGACCAUGUGGAGACAACCGUCAAAAUAUUUAAGCAGUUUCUCUAUUAAAAAACUGGCAGACCAGCAAACUUUUCCAGCAAAGCCAGGCAUUUUCUCCUUGCAUUCCACUAGUUUAGUACUACCCUUUCUACUCUAUUUUGCAUGUCAUUGCCAGCCAGACUAAUAGCAGCUCCAAAAAUUCAUUUUUUUUUGUCUUGGGGUUCUCUCUUCUUAAGCCAACUUUCUUGGAAUCUUCAUCUUUCUUGAAAUUCUGCAAAAUUAUAGAAUUUAGGGUUAGUAACUCUUAACACCAACCCAGAUAUACAAAAUACCCAAAGUUCCAAACUUUAUUGUUUCCUCCAAGAAAAGAGUACCAAAUCAUAGAAUUUUAAGCUAUACCCAUAAAUGCACUUUAAUUUCUUUCUUGUUUUAAGCAGAUACUAAGCAAUAAAAAUGCUCCUGUUUAGUCAAGAUCGAAAUCUUGUAUUUUUGAUAAUUGAACCCUAUUUGAGAAAAGGCAAAAGGGUUUCUGGAGAAGUAGAGAUCAAGAACUUCCAAGACUGGAUCCAGCAAUGAUAAUGCUUGAGUGUUUGUGCUGGGGAACAUGAGAAAAUUAGGUACAUUUGUUCAUUCUCUUGUUCUUGCUUGGUGUUUUUGUUUGCUUGAAUUGGAAUUGGUCUCUCCCAUCACUGAAAAGGAGAUCCUGCUUCAAUUCAAGGGUAACAUUUCUAGUGACCCUUUUAAUAGUUUAGCUUCUUGGGAUCCUAAUAGAACCCCUUGCGUAGACUUCAGUGGUGUUUUCUGCAAUUCUGCUGGAAAUGUGGAAAAGAUUGUGUUAUGGAACACUAGUCUUGGUGGGGUUCUCUCCCCUGCUUUGGCAGAACUUAAGUCUCUACGCAUCCUCACUUUGUUUGGGAACCAAUUCACUGGCAAUAUUCCUGCAGAGUAUGGAGAGAUUGAUUCAUUGUGGAAGAUUAACUUCAGCUCCAAUGCUUUUUCAGGGUCAAUUCCUGAAUUUCUUGGGGAUUUACCCAAUAUAAGGUUCCUUGAUUUGUCAAGAAAUGUGUACAGUGGUGAAAUUCCUGUGUCUUUGUUUAUGAAUUGUAACAAAACAAGGUUCAUUUCCUUGUCCCAUAACAAUCUUUCAGGUCCAAUUCCAGCAUCAAUUGGAAACUGUCAGAAUCUUGAAGGGAUAAACUUGUCCUUUAAUGGUCUUAGUGGAAGUUUACCUUCACAAAUUUGUGACAUUCCAGGAUUAGUGUACUUGUCUGUGAGGAGCAAUGCACUAUCAGGACUUGUUCAAGAUCAGGUUUCUCCAUGUCAAAGAUUGGAGCUUUUGGAUCUUGGUAGCAAUAAGUUCUCUGGUUUGGCUCCUUUGGGGGUUCUUGAGCUGGUGAAUCUUACAUAUUUCAAUGUUUCAAGUAAUGGUUUUGAAGGGGAGAUUGUUAACUCUGGGACUUGUAGUCAGAAACUGGAAGUGUUGGAUGUUUCAAGGAAUAACUUUUUUGGUGAAAUUCCCUUGAGCAUCGCGAAAUGCAGCGCGUUGAAGUACUUGGACAUGGCAUAUAACAGAAUUAAUGGAAGUAUCCCUACUGAGCUUGCAGAUUUGAAAAGCCUUUCCGUUAUUCGAUUGGGUAAUAAUUUGUUAGGUGGGACAAUCCCAGCCGAACUUGGUAGUAUCGAAUGGCUUGCAGUUUUGGACCUCCAUAGUCUCACCCUAUUUGGUGAAAUCCCAUAUGAGAUAAGCAACUGCAAACUUCUUCUUCAACUGGAUCUAUCUGGGAAUCUUUUAGUAGGAGAAAUACCACAAAACCUGUACAACUUGUCAAACCUUGUAUAUCUUGACUUACAUCAUAACCAACUGAAUGAAAGUAUUCCAUCAACCAUUGGAAAUUUGUCUAACUUGCACUUUUUGGAUUUGUCACAAAAUCUGCUGGCUGGGUCAAUCCCUGUUGGUCUUGGGGAUUUGCAAAAUUUAACUCAUUUUAAUGUAUCUUACAACCUUCUAUCCGGUGCUAUUCCCUCAAUUGAGAGCAUCAAGAAGUUUGGACCCUCUGCCUUUUUUCAUAAUAGUGGUCUUUGUGGUGAUCCUUUAGAAGUUUCAUGCUCUGCCAAUGGCACUACUCCUGCAAAAGGGAAACCAAAAUUGAGUGUCUCGGCUAUUGUUGCUAUUGUCGCUGCUGCAGUAAUCCUUACUGGCGUUUGUUUGAUAACCAUCAUCAAUAUGAAGUCUCGACGGAGAAGGAGGAGAGAAGAUGAAGCAUUCGUGGUAGAGAGCACGCCACUGGCUUCAACAGAUUCAAAUGUCAUUAUAGGAAAGUUGGUUCUUUUCAGCAAGACUUUGCCUUCAAAAUAUGAGGACUGGGAGGCUGGCACAAAAGCCUUGCUAGAUAAGGAGUCUUUGAUUGGUGGGGGGACAAUUGGAUCAGUUUACAGAACUUCCUUUGAAGGUGGUGUAUCAAUUGCAGUGAAAAAGCUCGAGACAUUGGGACAAAUCAGAAAUCAAGAUGAAUUCGAGCAUGAAAUUGGCCGGUUAGGGACCCUUCAGCACUCCAAUCUUGUGGCUUUACAAGGGUACUACUGGUCCUCUAGCAUGCAGUUGAUAUUAUCCGAGUUUGUUCCGAAUGGAAACCUAUAUGAUAAUUUACAUGGACUUAGUUAUCCUGGAACCAGCACUGGUGCUGGUAACCCAGAAUUGAAUUGGCCAAGAAGGUUUCAGAUAGCAGUUGGAACAGCUCGAGCGCUCGCAUAUCUUCACCAUGAUUGCAAACCUCCAGUCCUUCAUCUUAAUGUCAAGUCCACUAAUAUACUCCUGGACACAAACUAUGAAGCCAAAUUGACUGAUUAUGGCCUGAGUAGGUUCCUUCCCCUGCUGGAUAACUAUGGACUAACCAAGUUUCACAAUGCAGUUGGUUACGUUGCGCCAGAGUUGGCACAAAGUCUGAGACUAAGUGAUAAAUGUGACGUUUACAGUUUCGGGGUGAUUCUGCUGGAGUUGGUUACUGGGAGGAAACCAGUGGAGAGCCCAGUAGCUAAUGAAGUGGUGGUCUUGUGUGAAUAUGUUAGAGGAUUGAUAGAAAGGGGUGCUGCUUCGGACUGUUUUGAUAGAAGUUUGAGGGGCUUUGCAGAAAAUGAGCUGAUUCAGGUAAUGAAGUUAGGCUUGAUUUGUACUUCUGAACUACCUUCAAGGAGACCUAGCAUGGCUGAGGUAGUGCAGGUUCUUGAGUCCAUCAGGAAUGGCUUGGGAUCAUAGUAAAGAAUCAGUAGAGCCCUUGGUAUUCUUGAAUUUGGAAUAAGAGUGAUUAGGAGGUGACAGCUUUUGGUACAAAGAGAAGAUUCUUUUGUAUUUGAUUUGUUAUUCUUUUAAUCAAUUGAUCAUUGUAAGUUUACAAUAAAGCCAUUCUUUUCCUGAAAGAUGCCAAUGCAUUUUUGAUGUCUCAUAUACAGCUUGACAAUUUAUAACCA
This is a messenger RNA of Solanum dulcamara, 3479 nucleotides long. RefSeq names its product probable LRR receptor-like serine/threonine-protein kinase At1g12460. The transcript is spliced from 2 exons. The record is from RefSeq and is a predicted model, not a curated record. The coding region runs from base 619 to 3267 and encodes 882 amino acids. Gene Ontology annotation, molecular function: protein binding; ATP binding; protein kinase activity. NCBI's taxonomy places the organism in Eukaryota, Viridiplantae, Streptophyta, Magnoliopsida, Solanales, Solanaceae. Gene Ontology annotation, biological process: protein phosphorylation.